UUCAGACGAUACACUCCUAGAUCUAUCAUCGAUGGACGAUGCGGCGCCGUCGGCGAGGGACUGGUCAUCGUUGCCCCUCGAUGCGCUAUCCUCAAUCUUCGUUAGGCUCGGCGCCCUCGACGUCCUCAUGGGCGCCGGCCUCGUGUGUCGCUCUUGGCUCGAGGCGGCGAAUUUUCUAGACGUGUGGCGAUCCAUCGACAUGGUCAAACAUGAUUCCGUGUUCCUAAAGGGCGAUGCUGUUCUGCGCGAGAUGGCGAAGGUAGUCAUCAACCGUUCCGACGGACAACUCAGGGUGUUCGUCGGGGGGAUGUUUGUCACCGAUGAGCUCAUCAAAUAUAUCAUGGAAAGGUCGCCCUCGCUGACUACCCUUCGACUUGUAUCUUGCUUCGGGGUCUUCAGCAAACAACUCGCUAGUGUUAUAAAAGAGUCACCUCUGCUGGAGCUGCAUUCCCUUGAACUUGAAAACAUUGACCUCACCAUGAGGGAACUAACCACUGUCCUUGAGAGCUGCCCUAUCUUGGAGGUUCUUGGGUUGCACUAUUGUUUCUUGAUCAACUACAGUGAUGAGCAUACCUUGCGGGCAAAAUUCACCAGGAUCAAGAGCAUGACGCUCAAGUGGGAUGACGAGUGUUGUGUCGAUUGAUAAGAUCCGACAAUGACCAUGCUCUUAAUUCUGAAGAUGAGAGGAUAGAUUAUUCAGUGUGAUCCGAAGUAUAGUGUGAUCUUUAUGAUCGGUAUACCUUAUUCAACAUGGAUCCUUAUGUUUGUGAUAGUUCUUCGCGAAUUUAUGUUGCGCAUAAUUCUGUACCAAUUCUAGCUUGUACCCCCCCCCCUUUCAGAUGCAUUUUAAUACCUUUGUCUCUAGCGUUGUAUUA
This is a messenger RNA of Triticum dicoccoides, 875 nucleotides long. Its product is annotated as putative F-box/LRR-repeat protein 23. The transcript is spliced from 2 exons. Lineage: Eukaryota; Viridiplantae; Streptophyta; Magnoliopsida; Poales; Poaceae. Gene Ontology annotation, molecular function: protein binding. The record is from RefSeq and is a predicted model, not a curated record. Bases 32 to 643 code for a protein of 203 amino acids.